UAGAAGUCUUUGAAAUGCGACUCGUCCCACAUACCGGCUUUGCGGUGUAACAUCUGUUUGUGCCGCUUACACUACUACUAGGUAGCCUACAUGCUAGCACAAUAUUUAAUCACAGUCACAUUCCAUUAGUUUGUUUUAGUUUGUUUAGAACUUGUUUUUGUUUGUUUGCUACACUGUAAUUUUUGUUUGUUGUUGCCGUUCAGUGUUUGAUGUCGGUAGCUUGUUUCACUGCAUUGACUCACGCUGCUGUAGCUGUUUCUCGGUAUAUAGGGUUUGACAACAAUUUAUUUGAGGGUUUUAGGUUUACAAAAUAUAGAACUGUUGAAGAUUUUUUUCUAGUGGAUUGUGAAAAAAAAGGUUUUUCGUUUUCAUUGACUCGCUUACAGAAAUGAAAUCUUCCAUAGUGUACCAGAGAAGAAGGAGUCUGUGUCCGGUAUUAUUCGAAUAGCUGGUUUAUUUACAUGUCUGGCUUUCACUGUGUCUUAAAUGUGUUUUAAUUUGACACGUUAGCACCGUUUUUCUCUUCCAGUAUUGUGGUGAAUGCCUGAAACUUUUAUAGCCUACCUUUGUCGAGCAACGAAAAUUCCCCUCCCUCUCUCUCCUAGUGCAGCUGUAAUGAUUUCUCAUCUGCACGUCAGUAUCAUUUGUGCAAAAUGAAAACUAAUCUGUACACCUAAAUAUGCAGUGACAUAUUUUUUUUGGAAUGAAUGAAAUACAUGUUGCAUUACAUAAUCCAGUGAAAGAAUGGCAGCUGCUUAAAACCAUCCAUAACCAGCCAGUCAGUCUGGAAGCUCCACAUCAAUGUCUCUCCAAUACGAGAUCUGCACAGACUUCGAUUUGUUCCAUUGCUAUGUAGGGAUAGCUAAGGCUUUUUUUAAAAUAGGAAAUUAAAGCUAUUGUAUAAAUGUUACAUGACACUUAAUAUAAAAAUGCUUUAUGAUUUCAUUCCCAUCUUUCUAUUGUGAACAAUCUCGGAUCUUCGGCGUGACGGCUGGAUCGACCCUGGAUGUGCUGGAUGCUCUACAAUUUGUGAAUUACCAUGACGACAGAGCCAAAUUCAGAGUUAGAAGGCAAGCCGGAGCAGCAGGGGGCAGGUGCGCCGCCGCCCCACACAGCCCCACCCUUCGACGACCAGCUUCCACCUGCAGCUGCCCAUAGCACGCCAGUUAAAAAAGAGCAGAACGGCGCGAGAGAGGCAGGGGGUGUUGCACAGGGGAAAACCGAUCAGCAAUCGACUGAAGACGAGUCCACCCCCUACAAGUCCACUUCCAGCAAGCUCUCCAGGUCUCCCAUCAAGGUGACAAAGAAGCCCAAAAACAUGCAGUGCAAAGUCACACUUCUGGAUGGCUCGGACUACACCUGUGUGGUGGAAAAAAGAGACAAAGGCCAAGUGCUUUUUGACAAAGUCUGUGAGCAUCUUAACCUUCUGGAGAAGGACUACUUUGGUAUCACAUUCCGUGAUGUAGAAAAUCAAAAGAACUGGUUGGACCCAGCCAAAGACAUGAAGAAGCAAAUCAGGGGAGUUGCCUGGAAUUUUUCCUUCAAUGUGAAAUUUUAUCCUCCAGACCCUGCUCAGCUCUCUGAGGACAUCACAAGGUAUUACCUAUGUCUGCAGUUGAGAGAUGAUGUAGUGUCUGGCCGUCUUCCCUGCUCCUUUGCCACGCAUACAGUGCUCGGUUCAUAUACAGUCCAGUCAGAACUGGGAGAUUACGAUCCAGAUGAGUACAGCACCGAGUACGUCAGCGAUUUCCGCUUUGCUCCAAACCAAACCAAGGAACUCGAAGAGAAGGUCAUGGAGCUCCACAAGACCUACAAAGGGAUGAUGCCAGCUGAAGCUGAAAUGCACUUCCUAGAGAAUGUCAAAAAGCUGUCUAUGUAUGGAGUGGACCUCCAUCAUGCCAAGGAUUCAGAGGGGGUGGAGAUAAUGCUAGGAGUGUGUUCAUCUGGCCUCCUCAUCUACCGAGACCGACUGCGCAUCAACAGGUUUGCUUGGCCCAAAGUCCUCAAGAUCUCGUACAAGAGGAAUAACUUCUACAUCAAAAUCCGACCUGGAGAGUUUGAGCAGUUCGAAAGCACGAUUGGCUUUAAACUCCCCAACCAUAGAGCAGCUAAGAGACUCUGGAAGGUUUGCGUGGAGCACCACACCUUUUUCAGGUUGUUAUCUCCUGAAACCCCACCCAAGAAGUUCCUGACUCUUGGUUCCAAGUUCCGCUACAGUGGCCGAACCCAAGUCCAAACGAGACGGGCUAGUUCACAAAUAGUUCGCCCAGCUCCCUUCUUUGAGCGCUCCACCAGCAAACGCUACAUCAUGUCUCGCAGUCUAGAUGGAGCUCAGCGGAGCAUCCCCGAAAUCACAGCGACUGUAGUCCCAGGAUCUAAACCACUUAUCACUAUGAAUGGCACUAAACCAGCAGAGAUGGGCACAGCCUUGUACGGUGCUGCAAAGGGCAUCGCCAUGAGUGACCUCAUCACUACAAUUACACCAGAAAAGAAGGCCGAGGAGAAGAGAUCGGAGGAGGAGGAGGAAGUGGUGAUGGUAGAAAAUGUUUUUGUGGAGGAGGAGGACGAGACGACUAAAGCUACAGAACUGUCACAGCCAAGUCCACCAACUCCUGUCCGACAAGACACAAGGACUGAUUUUACAGACACUGCUAUUGAUGGUGAAUUGACAGCUACUGAGUCGGACCAGGAAGACGAGUCUGAAAUCAGGAACCAGCCCAGUUUUAAGAGGAGAAUUAAAGGAGAAAAUGUGUUUAUCAGACAUAGUAGACUGAUGCUGGAGGAGGCGGAUAAAACACCUGAUGAGCUGGUCAAACACCAGACCAAUAUUAGUGAGCUGAAGAGAACUUUCCUGGAGGGAGGCACUAAUAAAUCAGGUUUAACAGAGUGGGAGAAGCGUCUCUCCUCAUCCCCACUGCGUUCUCCCCGGCUGGACGAGGCUCCUAUGAUUGAACCCCUCGUGCCUGAAGAUACCAAAGAGGAUCCAGAAGCAGCGGCUGAGGAGGACGAGGUUGCUAGAGGUACAGACCAACAGGACAUCCUGGAGGACAUGAAAGAUGAUGUGGAGUCUGAUGGUUGGGUAAUUAUAAACAAGGUUCCACCUAAGGUACCUGAAAAGAAAAACAUAGUCAGCUACAAAGUAGCGGGCAUUACUAACACUGUUACUGCUGACGAGGCUUUGGGAGACGUAGCUCUCAAAAAGCCAUCAGCCAUACAGGAGGAAGUGCGUGAUAAGACAUACGCACUCGGCAAGUCCUAUGACACCACGACAGGGAAGAUCGUGACAACCACCAAAGACGACGACUUUCCUUCCCCGACUAUCACAGUAGAGAAGAAGAAGCUCUCGGAUCAAACUAGCACCACAGCUGUGAAGAUCAUACCAGUCUCCACUGAGAAGUACGAGCCUGCAAUCCUGACAGGCACAGAAGCCAUAACAGCACCAGUGAUCACAGUUAAUGAAGCAAGGACCCCUUCUCCCUCUGAGCCUACAGGCAUUGUGAAAAUGGUGGUGGCUAUCCGCUCCAGUGAGGAAAUUGAAAAGGCGAAAAAAGCUGAGCUGAAGCUGCUUACAGAUUCCUCAAUGAAGGAGGCAAUCUCCCCUACGCCGAGAUCCCCUCUCAGGUCCCCGCUUAAAUCUCCACUCAGAUCUCCAUCGAAGUCAGUGGAAUUGGGUGUGAGCCCCAGCCCAGGCUCUUAUCUAACCAAAACUUCUCCAACCGCCAGAGUGCCUAAGCCUCAAAUCGAUGGGAUGUCUCCGGAGCUCACAGCUCUGUUAAAGUCUGCUCAUGAACAGAGCAGCACUUACACCUGGUCCUCCUCCUCAGCAACUACUGGGCAAACUCGGGCCAUAUUUAAGACAUCUACUGGUCCUGAGAGGACUUUUCAACAGCCAGCAGAUACACAGAAACUUCCAGAAAAAGACCAGCCAAGAGAACAGGAACAGGCAGUUGAUCUACAGCAGUAUACCGUAUCGGAAAAGUCACAGGUUUCGUCACUGCUCCAGACAGAGGUCAUAACCUUUAGCAGUGCAUUGUCAGGUGAGACGGAGAGACUGGCGGCAGAGGAAAUGCCAGUGAUCCACACGGAAAUGAAGACCAUAACAUACGAGGCCCUGCAGGGUGAUAAGGACAGUGACACAGAUCCGGGGAUUCUGAUGAGUGCACAGACCAUCACCUCCGAAACCACCAGUACAACCACCACUACACAUAUCACUAAGUGUCAUCUGUUUUGCUGUCAGACUGUAAAGGGGGGUGUUUCCGAAACCAGGAUUGAGAAACGUAUCGUCAUCUCAGGGGAUGCAGACAUUGACCACGAUGAGGCCCUGGCUCAGGCCAUUAAAGAAGCCAAAGAGCAGCACCCCGACAUGUCAGUGACCAAAGUAGUGGUCCACAAAGAGACUGAAAUCACACCAGAAGAUGGCGAGGAAUGAUGCAGGAUUAGUGUGUCUUCAUAUUUUCUGGAGCAGUCUCACCUACACCAUGUGGAAUAAAGGACAUUUUGGAGAUGCUGCCUAAGGAAACAGCAGCAUUGAUACAUCAGUGGAUAUAACUUCAUCUGGAGUCGCCCUUCUAACAAACACAUGCUCACUCUCUCCUGCUACACCUGCUUACAGAUCUCCUGGCUAGCCUGGUCCAGCACUGGUCAAUGACACUGCAUGACAAGGGAACAACACCUUUUCUGUAAAGAGAACAAACACUAUAUACAAAUGUAGGAAAUGCUCAAUGACCACAGUGUAAAUUUCAGUCUCCCUUGCACACUCCCUCUGAAAGGGGAAAAGUAAGUAUGUGACAAGAAUUUUGAAAAUAGUACUGAUAUUAUGAUCUACAUUUUAUUUAUUAGAAUACUUCUCAAUACAAGAAAAUAUUGCUAAUAAUAAUUAUAAUAAUAGACUGCAUCUGUAUGAGCACUCAGUAUUUAACCAUGCAAUAGGUGUGUCAUUGAGGCCAGUCACCAUGUCCUGUUCCAGCCACCCCUACCCUGCCUUUGACGUGUUCCUGCUGAAUGUAUGUGUGGCUGAGAACAUGAAUGAUGUACACGUUGCUUUGUAGAUCAUGCAUAUUAGUAAGAAAAUUGUUUUUACAAGAUAUAUGUCAAUUUUUAUGUUUUUCCUUAAUUUUUCUCACUGAAAUGUCUACCUUUUUCAAAGAAUGAAUGCACUGUGACCAUAUUUGUCACUGACUCCAGGUCCUUGCUAAAAGUGAUGUCAUUGCAAGGCGACUUCUGCCCCAAUCUUGCAAUUUUAUGUCAUUUUCCCAAAAUAAAUCUCUAUGUCCUAAGUGGCAUAACUGAGCCUUAAAGUGUACAAACUGGACAGAGAAUCAGAAACUUCACACAUUAUGUUUUUUUCUCUUUCUUUUUAUGGUCCCUCUUUUUCUUCAUUUUUUUCUCAUUAUUACUAUUAUUAUUAGAUUUGUUGUUGUUGUUGUUGCUGUUGCUGUUGUUGCUGUUGUUAGCCUGUGUGUUUUUAAACCAUCAUGAUGCCAUAUGCUGCACUCCAUGUUGAAUGUGUUUACCACAUAAGCUCAAUAAAAAAAAUAUUUAAAAAUGUA
This is a messenger RNA of Ictalurus punctatus (channel catfish), 5549 nucleotides long. RefSeq names its product erythrocyte membrane protein band 4.1-like 3a (gene epb41l3a). The record is from RefSeq and is a predicted model, not a curated record. Gene Ontology annotation, biological process: cortical actin cytoskeleton organization. Gene Ontology annotation, cellular component: cytoskeleton; plasma membrane. Gene Ontology annotation, molecular function: actin binding; structural molecule activity. The transcript has 26 exons. Bases 1040 to 4429 code for a protein of 1129 amino acids. Lineage: Eukaryota; Metazoa; Chordata; Actinopteri; Siluriformes; Ictaluridae.